Saccharomyces eubayanus is the source of this 2064-nucleotide messenger RNA. It is a transcript of the gene ILV2, whose product is annotated as acetolactate synthase catalytic subunit. Gene Ontology annotation, molecular function: flavin adenine dinucleotide binding; thiamine pyrophosphate binding; magnesium ion binding. The coding region runs from base 1 to 2064 and encodes 687 amino acids. The record is from RefSeq and is a predicted model, not a curated record. NCBI's taxonomy places the organism in Eukaryota, Fungi, Ascomycota, Saccharomycetes, Saccharomycetales, Saccharomycetaceae. Gene Ontology annotation, biological process: L-valine biosynthetic process. The transcript has a single exon. Gene Ontology annotation, cellular component: acetolactate synthase complex; mitochondrion.
AUGAUCAGACAGUCCACACUCAAGAACUUCGCUAUUAAGCGUUGCUUCCAACAAAUGGCAUACCGUAACACACCUGCUAUGAGAUCAGUCGCCCUCGCGCAACGCUUUUAUAGUUCAUCUUCCCGUUAUUAUAGUGCGUCUCCAUUGCCAGCUUCCAAUAGACCGGAACCAGCCCCAAGUUUCAACGUCGAGCCAGUGGCACAGGUGCCCGAGCCUUCUAAACUGGCCAAGAGACUGCGCACUGAGCCUGACAUGGACACAUCCUUUGUCGGCUUAACUGGUGGUCAAAUAUUCAAUGAAAUGAUGUCUAGACAUAAUGUCGACACUGUAUUUGGCUAUCCAGGUGGUGCUAUCUUGCCUGUGUAUGAUGCCAUCCACAACAGUGACAAAUUCACUUUCGUCUUACCAAGACACGAACAAGGUGCUGGCCACAUGGCCGAAGGUUAUGCCAGAGCCUCUGGUAAACCAGGUGUUGUCUUGGUGACCUCCGGUCCAGGUGCUACUAACGUCAUUACUCCAAUGGCAGAUGCCUUCGCAGACGGUAUUCCAAUGGUCGUUUUCACAGGGCAAGUGCCAACUAGUGCCAUCGGUACCGAUGCCUUCCAAGAAGCCGAUGUUGUCGGUAUUUCCAGAUCCUGUACCAAGUGGAAUGUCAUGGUAAAAACCGUGGAAGAAUUGCCAUUGCGUAUCAACGAAGCUUUUGAAAUUGCCACUAGUGGUAGACCAGGUCCCGUCUUGGUUGACUUACCAAAGGACGUCACAGCGGCCAUUUUAAGAAACCCAAUUCCAACAAAAACAACUUUGCCAUCAAAUGCGCUAAACCAAUUAACUAGUCGUACACAGGAUGAGUUCGUUUUGCAAAACAUCAAUAGAGCAGCAGAUUUGAUUAAUUUGGCAAAGAAGCCUGUUUUAUACGUCGGUGCAGGUAUUUUAAACCAUGCUGAUGGUCCAAGAUUACUAAAAGAGUUAAGUGACCGUGCACAAAUACCCGUUACAACUACUUUGCAAGGUUUGGGUGCUUUCGACCAAGACGAUCCAAAAUCCCUUGAUAUGUUAGGUAUGCAUGGCUGUGCCACUGCUAACUUGGCGGUACAAAAUGCGGAUUUGCUAAUUGCUGUAGGUGCUAGAUUCGAUGAUCGUGUCACCUUGAAUAUCGCUAAAUUUGCACCAGAGGCCCGUCGUGCUGCUGCUGAAGGCAGAGGUGGUAUUAUUCAUUUUGAAGUUAGCCCCAAAAACAUAAACAAGGUCGUGGAGACUCAAAUAGCGGUGGAAGGUGACGCUACUGGGAAUUUGGAUAAAAUGAUGCCAAAAAUCUUUCCAGUAAAGGAGAGAUCAGAGUGGUUUGGUCAAAUAAACGAAUGGAAGAAGAAAUACCCAUACGCUUACAUGAUGGAAACUCCAGGAUCUAAAAUAAAACCACAAACAGUCAUAACAAAACUAUCCAAGAUCGCCAACGACACAGGAAGACAUGUUAUAGUCACAACCGGUGUCGGGCAACAUCAAAUGUGGGCUGCCCAACACUGGACAUGGAAAACCCCACGUACCUUCAUCACAUCAGGUGGUUUAGGUACAAUGGGUUACGGUCUUCCAGCCGCCAUCGGCGCUCAAGUCGCUAAACCAGAUUCUUUGGUUAUUGACAUUGAUGGUGAUGCAUCUUUCAACAUGACCUUGACCGAAUUGAGUUCUGCCGUCCAAGCUGGUACUCCAGUGAAGAUCUUGGUUUUGAACAAUGAAGAACAAGGUAUGGUUACUCAAUGGCAAUCACUAUUUUACGAGAAUCGUUAUUCUCACACACAUCAGUUGAACCCUGAUUUCAUAAAACUAGCCGACGCUAUGGGUCUAAAGGGUUUAAGAGUCAAAAAGCAAGAAGAAUUAGAUGCUAAAUUGAAAGAAUUUGUUUCCACAAAGGGCCCUGUCUUGCUUGAAGUGGAAGUUGACAAAAAAGUUCCUGUUUUGCCAAUGGUUCCAGCAGGCAAGGGUCUAGAUGAGUUCAUAUACUUUGAUCCAGAGGUUGAAAGACAACAAAAUGAAUUACGUCACAAGCGUACCAAUGGUAAGCAUUGA